Messenger RNA from Mesoplodon densirostris (Blainville's beaked whale), 648 nucleotides. RefSeq names its product microtubule-associated serine/threonine-protein kinase 4-like. The transcript is spliced from 4 exons. Lineage: Eukaryota; Metazoa; Chordata; Mammalia; Artiodactyla; Ziphiidae. The record is from RefSeq and is a predicted model, not a curated record. The coding region runs from base 1 to 648 and encodes 215 amino acids.
AUGGGGGAGAAAGUUUCGGAGGUGCUGGAGCCAGUGCUCCGCGGCUGCAGCGGCCACGGUGCCCGGACUCCCGCCCCUGCGGCGGCUGCCGCGUCCUCCCCGGGAGCUUCCUCGGCCGAGUCCUCAUCGGGCUCAGAAACUCUGUCGGAGGAAGGGGAGCCCAGCUUCUCUCGCGAGCACCCGCCGCCGCCGCCGCCGGGCGGCGCUCGGCCGCCCGCCGCGCGGGCUCCCGCGCGCUUGGUGCCCGAGCGUGGAGUCCCCGCGCCGCCGCCGCCGCUGCCAGGAGGAGCCGCGCCCCCCGCGCCCCGGGGCAGCAGCGCGUCCCAGGAAGAGCAGGAUGAGGAGCUCGACCACAUACUAUCCCCUCCGCCCAUGCCAUUUCGGAAAUGCAGCAACCCAGACGUGGCUUCUGGCCCUGGAAAGUCGCUGAAGUUUAAAAGACAGCUGAGUGAGGAUGGAAGACAGUUGCGGCGGGGAAGCCUGGGGGGUGCUCUGACUGGGAGGUACCUCCUUCCAAACCCGGUGGCGGGGCAGGCCUGGGCAACCUCUGCAGAGACGUCCAACCUCGUGCGCAUGCGCAGCCAGGUCCUGGGCCAGUCGGCGCCCUUGCUCACGGCCAGCCUGGUCAUGCCGUGGGCAGGUGCAUGA